Messenger RNA from Linum trigynum, 246 nucleotides. NCBI's taxonomy places the organism in Eukaryota, Viridiplantae, Streptophyta, Magnoliopsida, Malpighiales, Linaceae. The record is from the annotation of a GenBank genome assembly.
AUGCCCCAAUCCAAAACUGCCGGGAAACUUACCGUCAAGGAGACUGCGACGGAGUGGAAAGGCCCCGACCCGCCGGGCAGUGUAUCAAAACAAGUACCCAAUGGUAAAUUCGAUGUCAGUUCGGCGGUUCUGAGUCAAACGCAAACCAAGAGGAUGAUGGAGCAACGAAAAUCGGAGAAAAUGGAGUCCCCUGUUGUGGCGCCAACUGGGAAGGAUGGCGCUAUGGAGGUCGACUGUGACUCGUGA